Messenger RNA from Morone saxatilis (striped sea-bass), 2739 nucleotides. RefSeq lists its product as uncharacterized. The coding region runs from base 9 to 2522 and encodes 837 amino acids. The record is from RefSeq and is a predicted model, not a curated record. NCBI's taxonomy places the organism in Eukaryota, Metazoa, Chordata, Actinopteri, Moronidae. Gene Ontology annotation, biological process: proteolysis. Gene Ontology annotation, molecular function: serine-type endopeptidase activity. The transcript is spliced from 20 exons.
CUGCAGCCAUGAGGUCCCUGGUCUUUGUUCUGCUCAUUGGAGCUGUUUUUGCCACAGAGGAUGACAAGAUUGUCGGUGGGUAUGAGUGCACGCCCUACUCCCAGCCCCAUCAGGUGUCUCUGAAUGCUGGAUACCACUUCUGCGGUGGCUCACUGGUCAACGAGAACUGGGUUGUGUCCGCUGGUCACUGCUACAAGUCUCGUAUUGAGGUGCGUAUGGGAGAACACCACAUUGGACUCACUGAGGGUAGCGAGCAGUACAUUAGUGCUUCCAAUAUCAUCAGACACCCAUAUUACAAUGCCUACACCCUUGAGAACGACAUCAUGCUGCUCAAGCUGAGCAUGCCCGCCACCCUCAACCAGUAUGUGCAGCCCGUGUCUCUGCCCAGCAGCUGUGCCCCUGCUGGCACUAUGUGCAAAGUCUCUGGCUGGGGCAACACCAUGAGCUCCACUGCUGACAGCAACAAGCUGCAGUGUCUGAACAUCCCCAUACUCUCUGAUGAGGACUGUCACAAUUCCUACCCCGGCAUGAUUGACAACACCAUGUUCUGUGCUGGAUACCUGGAGGGAGGCAAAGACUCCUGCCAGGGUGACUCUGGUGGCCCCGUUGUGUGCAAUGGUGAGCUGCAGGGUGUUGUGUCCUGGGGCUACGGAUGUGCUGAGAGAGACCACCCUGGUGUCUACGCCAAGGUCUGUGUGCAGACUGAUUGGCUGUACAGCACAAUGAUCACACCAGCAACCAUGAGGUCUCUGGUCUUCGUUCUGCUCAUCGGAGCUGCUUUUGCCACGGAGGACGACAAGAUCGUCGGAGGGGUUGAGUGCACACCCUACUCCCAGCCCCAUCAGGUGUCACUGAACUCUGGAUACCACUUCUGUGGUGGCUCCCUGGUCAACGAGAACUGGGUUGUGUCUGCUGCUCACUGUUACAAGUCCCGUGUGGAGGUGCGUCUUGGAGAGCACAACAUGCAGGGGUCCACGAGAACACGCGGCAACGUUCAUCCAAGCUCCUCCGUUUCCAUCCGCCACCCAGACCUACCAGCCCUACAAACCAUCGCAAUGCAUCCCAUAGCUGAUCAAGCUGGCCAAGCCCGCCACCCUCAACCAGUACGUGCAGCCGUGGCUCUGCCCACGCAGCUGUGCUCCCGCUGGCACCGCGAAUGUGCACAGUCUCUGGUUGGGGCGAACACCAUGGAGCUCCAGUUCGACGUCCUGGCAAUCUUCAACACACUGGCUCGGAAGCAACCCCCACCACCCACCAGUGGGCCAGCUAUCUACCUGUGCUCCCGCUGGCACCAUGUGCACAGUCUCUGGAUGGGGCAACACCAUGAGCUCCACUGCUUCACAAGAACUCAAGCUGCAGUGCCUGACAUCCCCAUCCCCUGUCACUUCACAGGAUUAUCUGUAAACUCCUACCGCUGGCAUGAGUCACUUGAUGCCUAUGUUCCCUCGCCUGCGAUACCUGGAGGGAGGGUGACUGGUGGCUCCGUUGUGUGCAACGGUGAGCUGCAGGGUGUUGUGUCCUGGGGCUAUGGAUGUGCUGAGAGGGACCACCCUGGUGUCUACGCCAAGGUAUCCAGCGCACACCAUGCGGUCAGUAAUCAUGCCAGGGUAGGAAUUUUCACAGUCCUUGUUAGACAGAAUGGGGACCUCCACACACUGAAGAAAGAGGAAAGAGAGGAGGGGGGGGAGGGCGAACGGCUGAGCACAGUGGGCCUGGCUGGAUAUAAAUAUAAGCUAGGGUGUGUCCAGGUGUCUUCUGAUCAUUCACCUGACACCAUGAGUCUGCUGGCUUUGCUGCUGAUGGUUGGAGCUGCUGCGGCAGUUCCACGCGAAGAUGGCAGGAUCAUUGGCGGGCAGGACUGUGAGCCUCACUCUCGUCCAUUUAUGGCCUCCCUCAACUAUGGUUACCACUUUUGCGGUGGGGUUCUCAUCAACACACAGUGGGUGCUCUCCGUUGCCCACUGUUGGUACAGUCCCUAUGCCAUGCAGAUCAUGCUGGGAGAACACGAUGUGCGAGUGUUUGAGGGUACUGAGCAGCUCAUGAAGACCGAUACAAUCAUCUGGCACCCUAGUUAUGACUACCAGACUCUGGAUUAUGACAUCAUGCUGAUCAAGCUCUUCCACCCAGUAGAGGUGACUGCAGCAGUCGCACCCAUCCCGUUGCCCAAAGGGUGCCCAGUAGGAGGGCUCCCCUGCUCUGUGUCUGGCUGGGGUAACACCGCCAUGGAUGGGGUGAAUCUGCCCACCCGUCUGCAGUGUUUGGACGUGCCCAUCGUGGAUGACCAGGCCUGUGAGAACGCCUAUCCUGGCAUGAUCACACGCAGAAUGAUGUGUGCUGGAUACAUGGAUGGAGGCAGAGAUGCAUGCAAUGGUGACUCCGGCAGCCCUCUGGUGUGUCUUGGAGAGGUCUACGGCCUGGUGUCAUGGGGUCAGGGAUGCGCCGUGCCUAACUACCCUGGAGUCUAUGUCAAAGUGUGCGAGUUCCUUUACUGGAUUGAAGACACCAUGGCAGCCUAUCCUUGAAGAAAUUACUAAUUUUCACUUUUAUUUUUCUUCACUCCUCCCACUUGUUCCCCUCUAUUCUCUGCAAUACAUGACCAUAAAUUCCUAAUUUCUUUUCUAUCUAUUGUUCUUUCUCGGGUGCCUUGUCUCCUUUAAAGUUUCCCCCCUUAUAUAUCCAGACUCAACACACUUCUGCCAGAAUGUAGAAGACAAAAUAAAACCACUUGGUAUAUAUUCA